Cotesia glomerata is the source of this 5470-nucleotide messenger RNA. RefSeq names its product furin-like protease 1, isoforms 1/1-X/2. Gene Ontology annotation, molecular function: serine-type endopeptidase activity. NCBI's taxonomy places the organism in Eukaryota, Metazoa, Arthropoda, Insecta, Hymenoptera, Braconidae. The transcript is spliced from 13 exons. Gene Ontology annotation, cellular component: trans-Golgi network; Golgi membrane. The coding region runs from base 2173 to 5388 and encodes 1071 amino acids. Gene Ontology annotation, biological process: peptide hormone processing. The record is from RefSeq and is a predicted model, not a curated record.
CCGGCCCGUCAGUCAUUCGUGCUCUGUCGUAGGGGUGAGUUCGCGUACUCCUUCUCUCAGUGUGUCACUUUACUCCGAACGAUAAAAAGUUAUCGCGUGCCGGUGACAUAACACCGCAAGAUAUCCCCGAUAUACGGUACACGGUUUACAGUAUACGGUACAAGAUCCCUCCUCUGAGGAAUUUCAUUUUUUACAUCACGCAUUUUUAACGCGUGGACAUUCGUAGGUUUUGGUGGGGUUGAUAUUUAAGUUUAUGAUUUGUUUUAAGGAGUUUCUCAGUACGAGGGAGAUAAAGUAUCCACCACACGCGGUCCACGACUAAUAUAAUAAUUCCGUGAGGAGAUCAAACGGGUCUUACAACACCCAUAUCAUAUUAAAUACACAUGCACCAAGAGUCAAGAGGAUUAAUUUCAAGUGUUCGCCACCGGACACUAAGUCAAACUUGCGGUCAAUGAUUAUUAAGUAAUAAAAAAUGACCGAUUGCAAUACGCCGAUCAAGCUCUUUCUGCACGCGCGUGACUCAAUAAUGACUUUAACUAUCCCCAAAUUUAAUUCUAAUUUACUUAAUUAAAUUCAAAAACAACACUCUUUAUUCCAAUAAUAAUAACAAAAAAAUUAUAAUAACAACAAUAUAAAGAAGCUUACAACUGAAGUGAAUAUCAAAAAAUAUUGUCGAGUCUAGGAGUUCAGAAGAGUUUUUAUUUCCCAAGCGCAAAGGGAAUUGUGACCGCUCCCUAUAUUCUCUAGCUUACUACAGUAAAAUGCCUUUUUCCUAGAUGUUUCAAUACCCAGGAAAUCCUCCUUCUUUCCUUCUCAGUUCCCUCCCUCGGCGGGACUGGAUCUGCCAGAGCAAGGGGACGUAGUCCUUUUGCCAACCGAGUACAAGGGAUCUCGGAAAAUUGGGCGAGUGUAACAAAAAGGGAAAAAAGAGAAUAAAUUUAACUGUACAUUCAACUCGAAUUUGAAUUUUCCAUUAAUUCCGUUUGAGUUUAUGCUCCAUAAACGGUCAACGUGGUCCAGGAGUUUGGGUUAAAAUUUACAUCGACAUCGAUACCUUCAUCUCAUUUAUAGCUAUCUUUCUUCAAGUAGAAGACACUGAAGAAAAUUGAAGAACUAUCGAGUACUUUGAUAGUUUCUGGAGAUUAAGUCUUAUUGCUCGCGAGUAACGAGUAGCUCAAGUGCAGCUACUGGUCUGCAACUUUGAUUAAUAUCAGCUUCAUAUUUUUUGCGUCACACUUUAUAGUUUCAUUUAAUGGUUUACGACUUCGCUGGUCAGUUUAGUUAUUGGAUCUGGAUCGGAGCACACUCGAAUCUUGACUAUAAGUAUUAUACUGAGUCCUAAAUUUACGAUGGAGGGAAAGCAUGCGGGAGUAGAGUCUAAUUCUAAGUCCGAGUGGCAGGUAUACGUGUAGGCACCUUGUAGAAGUUUCUUGUUAGAACCAAACGUUUAUUUAAUGUCUUCAGGCAUGUCGAAAUUUGUAUAAUGGGCCUGAGUUUUCAAGGGACCUAAAGAAAGGUUGCCUUAGGUUUAUUUAGUGUUCAACAUUCAGCGACCACGUGUGGACCCGAACCAAGAAUUCAUAAAUUCAAAAUUCUACGAGAUUUUUUAUUUUUAAAAACACAAUUAAAAUUAAAUUAAUGAAGAAGUAUAAACAUUGCGAUAAGUUUCAUUGAAAAGUGGACAGUUGCAGUUAAAGUUGAUAGGAGUAUAUUACGAUAUAUAUUUAUAUAUAUAUAUAUCGAAUAUUAUCUGAAGAGUCGCCACUGGCGACACGACGUGUGCGUGACCCAUACAAGUAACUACUUAACUUAACAGCUUAAACGAAGAGCGGCGUUUCAGUUGUUCCAUUGACGAGCUCGUGGUAACAUUACGUCAAUCGUAAUAUGAAAGUAUAAGUGGCCACGUGUUGCCACUCGACUGCUAUCAGGUUUUAUACAUAUAAUACAAUUAAUAUAAAUAUAAAUACGUAAUUCGAUGCAUUAUUUUUAUUUUAUCUGAUGACGGGAUGACGAGCAGCGGGGACUUUUUGGCGAGGAUAAUAUAUAUUUUUUGUUUUUAAUAUAAUUGUUUGUUUAUUUAUUGUUUAUUUAUUUUUUUUCGCGGCUCUGGAUUCUCUGUGAUCAAUAACAAGUGUUUCGAUUACGAGUAUUGAGCAGUGAAAGUGUUCGAUCAUGUGUAAUAUUUUUAAUUUAAAUAAAUGGAUAGUAAGUGUGGGCUUAUUGUUGCUAGUGACUGUUGACAACGGCACUAGGGCUUACUCCAAUCAGUGGAUUGCUGAGAUUUACGGUGGUCCUGCUGUUGCACAACAAGUUGCUUCGGAGCAUGGAUUUCAUUAUCGACAUCAGCUUUUCGACGAUGUGUAUCAUUUCGACCAAAAAUUUGUGGCGAAGCGAUCAGCGGAGCCCCAUUUGGAAAUGCACAGGCGAUUGGAGGGAGAUCCGAGGGUGCAAAUGGUCAAGCAGCAAAGAAUAUUGUCACGUAGAAAAAGGGAUUUUGUGGUAAAACGCGGUCCAGCUAGCUCACGCGCCAUCUUGAAUGAUGACAGAUGGCCGCAAAUGUGGUACUUGAAUCGAGGCAAGGGACUUGACAUGAACGUCCAGGGUGCUUGGGCCGAUGGAAUUACUGGGCAUGGUGUCGUUGUCACUAUUUUGGAUGAUGGACUGGAAAAAGAUCAUCCUGAUAUCUACAGUAAUUAUGAUCCACAAGCGAGUUAUGAUGUAAACAGCUUCGACGAUGAUCCUAUGCCGCGAUAUGACUACCUCAACAGCAAUCGUCACGGUACCAGAUGUGCCGGAGAAGUUGCUGCAACAGCGAAUAAUUCUUUUUGUGCCGUUGGGGUUGCUUACGGCGCUGGAGUUGGGGGAGUAAGAAUGUUGGAUGGUGAAGUGACGGAUGCUGUUGAAGCCAGAUCUUUAAGUUUCAACGCCCAACACAUAGAUAUCUACAGCGCAUCCUGGGGUCCGGACGAUGACGGGAAAACAGUAGAUGGCCCUGGAGAACUUGCUACCCGAGCUUUCAUUGAAGGCAUCACUAAGGGUCGCAGCGGUAAAGGCUCGAUAUUCGUGUGGGCGUCGGGUAAUGGAGGUCGCGAACAUGACAACUGCAAUUGUGAUGGUUAUACAAAUAGUAUUUGGACACUGUCAAUUAGUAGCGCAACUGAAAAUGGUUUAGUGCCGUGGUACAGCGAGGCAUGUUCAUCAACUCUCGCUACUGCCUACAGUUCCGGUUCACUGGGAGAAAAACAAAUCGUAACUAUUGAUUUAAAUCAUCAGUGCACAAGCAGUCAUACCGGUACCUCAGCAUCAGCCCCAAUUGCCGCGGGAAUUUGUGCAUUAGCUCUCGAAGCCAACCGAGAUCUUACGUGGCGCGAUAUGCAGCACAUAGUCGUAAGAACCGCUAAGCCGGCUAAUUUAAUUGCCGCUGAUUGGACCAUUAACGGUGUUGGCAGAAAUGUUAGCCACAGUUUCGGCUAUGGCUUAAUGGACGCAACCGCAAUGGUUCAACUUGCCAAAAAGUGGCAGACCGUUCCGGAACAACAUAAGUGUGAAAUGUUAGCGCCACACAAAAAUAGAUCAAUUCCAUCGCGUAGUCAAUUGACCCUAGAUUUCCAUGUAAAAGAAUGCAGCGGUGUCAACUUUUUAGAGCACGUUCAGGCAAAAAUAACAUUGUCAGCGUCAAGAAGAGGAGAUCUCGAGAUAACACUGACAUCUCCGCAAGGAACUAAAAGCACUUUGCUCGCUAAGCGACCACACGAUAAUUCAAAAACAGGAUUCCAACAAUGGCCAUUCAUGUCGGUACAUACAUGGGGUGAACGUCCACACGGUACGUGGACUUUGGAGGUUCACAAUGAGGGUCGAUAUGUUGGUCGUGCGAUACUUCACGAAUGGUCGUUGAUAUUCUACGGUACAGGAACACUGCCCGACCCAACGGAGUUCGCGCUCUACAGCAGCAUAACCGGUAGCGGAAUUAACCCGAAAUUUCCUAAAAAGCCAGUCGUUAAAACGUCUAAUUACUCACGCAACGGGCUCAAUGUCGUCGGGCUUAAAGCCAAGAACAGCAAGUUUGUUAAGCAACAGCUCCAACAACAGUUGCAACAACAACUACAGCAGGGCCAGAAUGGUGGAUUAAAUCAGGCGUACAUCCAGCAGAAUCAAACUGCUAAAAAAAGCAAAGUACGUGGGCAACAUAAAAAUGGUAAAUCAACAAAUAAACCGACAGUACGGCCCACUGUACAAAGCUUACGUGGAUUAACAUUUAGUCGCAUUGCUCCUCCAUCUAAGCCCCGUGUUAGCGGUAGCAAUGUCACCGCCGGACACAGUUCCAACCCCAGCAAUAGCAACGGCAACACUACACCCAAAUCAAUUGUAGAACCGGUUGUUAAACUGACAACCCAGCAGCCGAAACAGCAGCAAGUUAUCGACGCUGUGACAUCAACUUCCUCCCUCCAGAGAGGGUUAAUUCUGAUGGAACCCGCGGCCAAAGCCGCGACUAACAAAGUUCCAGUGGUGUUCCAGCAGUAUCCCAAAAUCCAGCAGCUGUACCCGCUCUACCCGGUCUAUCCCGGCGUGAGGGGCGUUAAUCAACAUGCCACCCGCGCUAAAGGCCUCGAUCUGCUCCAAGACGAGCAGUUUGACACCAGAAAUCUCCAACUCACUGACAAGGCGAGCCUAACAGAAUGGGGCCUGGUGUUCUACGGCACAGAAACAGCCUUAAAGUUCGACGAGGACCUGGACAAAGACAAGCCGAUCGCGCCGAUAGAAGUCGAAGAUAUACCGCACAACAGAGCUGGCUCGGAGGAUAAGAAGCCGGUAGACACCGAGGGCGAGGGUAGUUCGUGGAGACAACAGGUGGAUAUGAUAUCGCAUCCCGAGGUGCAGAAGCCUACGACUGAAAACCACACGAGCAAAGCGUGUAAGAGCUUUGACUCCAACGGGUGCCUAGAAUGCAAAGUCGGCUGGUACAUCCUGGAAGGCCGAUGUGUACAGUCAUGUCCUGGAAACACGUACGUGGACCACGAUUCCAGAAAUAAUGCCUGUAUUCCGUGUCAUUACUCUUGUAUGAGCUGUUCGGGGCCUUCAGAUAUCGAUUGCACAUCAUGCCACGCGGAUUCAAAUCCUCUUCCUCCGGAAAUGGAGAACUUUCAAUGCAUUUUGAAGUCUAUCGACUGGAAGACCAAAUCAACUGUGUGGUUUUACCGAAUGACUAUUGUGCUAGGAUUUACCUCCGUUCUUAUGAUUGCAAUUGUCCUUUAUUUAUGGCUUUCUUCGACCAGGAGACUUGACAAGGUUUUUAAUCACGGGUACGGAUACACCGAGUUGUCUCUUCCUGCUGAUCCCAAAGAUACUGGCGAUCACAAUCUUGACAAAUAUCAGUCUGAAAGCGAGUAAUUUUAAUUGUUAUUAUAUAAUAUGUAGAGUACUUAAAAAUUGGCUUGCAACAAAAAUUAAUUAUUUUAUUAAUUGUAAAUCA